Messenger RNA from Peromyscus leucopus (white-footed mouse), 4349 nucleotides. RefSeq names its product neurexophilin 1 (gene Nxph1). Lineage: Eukaryota; Metazoa; Chordata; Mammalia; Rodentia; Cricetidae. The coding region runs from base 1268 to 2083 and encodes 271 amino acids. The record is from RefSeq and is a predicted model, not a curated record. Gene Ontology annotation, molecular function: signaling receptor binding. The transcript is spliced from 3 exons.
UCUCAGCUGCCUCGCUCGCUGAAUGGCUGGCGGUCCGCAGCAUCCCCGCCUCUGGCCACCGCAGCCACAGGUUUACGGUUCCGGGCAGCAGCGCCCCUCCUGAAGCCAGCUGGGGCUCCCUACGCUCUUCUGCACCCACCGCUGCCCUACGCACCUCCCUGCCUCAGUUCUCACCACUCCCCUGGAGGCUGCUCUCCUCCCUAUGGCCCCCUCCCCCAAGGGGGCGCUUCGGCCACCCGAGAAGCGGCCGGAGUCAUUUCUCCCUAAGGGCCAGGAGGCCCGCAGAGAGCCCGAGAGCGGGAUCUAUUUACAUGGGGUAUUAAUUAGUCUUUGAGGAACCGUUCACCCACGUGCCAAUGUAAUUGUCGGUGGCCGGACUGUAGGCACCGCCAGCCGCCAGCCGCCGGCCGCCGCCCGGAGGAGAAAAGCCGCUCACCGAGGCGCGCUGAAACCGCGCUCUGCGGAGCGUCCCCCGGUGGCCGGGCAGGACCGCGGACAGCGCCCACGACGCCAGUCCCUUGCUUGCUUUGGGGCUUUCUGGCUUUGCUGGUGAUGCUGCAGCUGCUUCCAGGGCUAGCAGCUUCCAAAUUCUCGCCACCACACCCCUCCUUCUGAAACUGGGACUCAUCGCGCCUGUUGUGUGGCUUUUUUUUUUUUCUUCCGAAAGGCCCGCGUCUUAUCGCUCAAGUUCAAGUCCGGAGGACUUGCUCAGUCUCCUCCCCUUAAGUCAUUCUCCAUCCUCUGGCAACCGCUGAAAGCCAGGAGUCCUGGGCUGCGGGCGUCAGUGCCAGCACAGGCAGUCCGGGUCGGUCGGGUGCAGCAGCCCGGCGCAUUCGUCUCUCUCCCUCCCUUUCUCUCUUCCUCUGUCGUCUUCUCUACCUGCCCCUCCUUUUCUUGCCUCUUAAGUUUCCUGCACCGGGAACCCAACUGUGCCAAGCCUAAGCUCCCGCGGACCAAUCCGGAUCGCGACCCCAGCACUGGGACAACGACUCUGCCAAGGCUGGACGAGGCAGCUGGACCCGUCCUCGCCCGAGCAUGGAGACGGAGCUCCGGGGAGGGCACGUCCCGGGCGCUGGAGAAGCCAGGCCGUGGUAGCUCCUCCAUGGAGCCUGUUCAGAGCGGUCCUUGCUCGCUGCAUUUGCCUCCAGUCCUGUGCGGCUGCUGAGAGCGCUCCCUGAUCUGUAAAGUGGAUGUCAGGUGGAUCUAUGUUUUUGAAGGAACAAAGACUCAGCCAAGGCACCGCCAAGGAAGUUUGAGAGGAGGGAGGAUGCAGGCUGCGUGCUGGUACGUGCUUCUCCUCCUGCAGCCCGCCGUCUACUUGGUCACGUGUGCCAAUUUAACAAAUGGUGGAAAAUCGGAACUUCUGAAGUCGGGAAGCAGCAAGUCCACACUAAAGCACAUAUGGACAGAAAGUAGCAAAGACUUGUCUAUCAGUCGGCUCCUCUCACAGACUUUCCGUGGCAAAGAAAAUGACACAGAUUUGGACCUGCGCUAUGACACCCCAGAACCUUAUUCUGAGCAAGACCUCUGGGACUGGCUGAGGAACUCCACAGACCUUCAAGAGCCUCGGCCCAGGGCCAAAAGACGGCCCAUUGUUAAGACUGGCAAGUUUAAGAAGAUGUUUGGAUGGGGUGAUUUUCAUUCCAACAUCAAAACAGUGAAGCUAAACCUGUUGAUAACUGGGAAAAUUGUAGAUCACGGCAACGGGACAUUUAGUGUUUAUUUCAGGCAUAAUUCCACUGGUCAAGGAAAUGUAUCUGUCAGCUUGGUGCCCCCAACAAAAAUCGUGGAAUUCGACUUGGCACAACAAACCGUGAUUGAUGCCAAAGAUUCCAAGUCCUUCAACUGUCGCAUUGAAUAUGAAAAGGUUGACAAGGCUACCAAGAACACACUCUGCAACUAUGACCCUUCAAAAACCUGUUACCAGGAGCAGACCCAAAGUCAUGUGUCCUGGCUCUGCUCCAAGCCCUUCAAGGUGAUCUGCAUUUACAUUUCCUUUUAUAGUACGGAUUAUAAACUAGUACAGAAAGUAUGCCCUGACUACAACUACCACAGUGACACACCUUACUUCCCCUCAGGAUGAGGACGAACAGGGAAUGAGACUGAAGCCUGAGGAAUUAGAGGUCAUAGGACAGGGCUGUUACCUCAAGGAAGAAGGUCACAUCUGUUGCCUGGAAUGUGUCUACACUGCUGCUCCUGUUGACUGGUGCAAACACACUAGUGGAAAACAAUUGAUGUCAUUUCUGCCCAGUCAGCUGCAUCUCUCAGCAUAGUUGUAAAUCAUCAUAGGUCUCAAAGUCUCACCUGAAGACAUGCUAUCCCAUGUAGAGGCACAUGAGCACUCACUCUUGCACAUUUCAGCUUGCAUCUAUCAUGGUUCCCUUGGAGAGGGCUUUCAUUGUCUGGCUCAUGAUAGUUCAGGAUAAACUAUGAUCAAACACAAAGAAUUAACUAGACAGAGGAUGUGUCUAACACGCUAUUAUGGAAAUUUUAAGGUCUUGAGUCCAUGCUAAUCAAUAAUCCCCACUCAUGCAUUCCUACUGCUUGGAGUAGCUGUGCUGGUGAACACUAUCGUAGGAGUUAUAUGCUUGUUAAAUGGAAAAAAAAAAUGUGUCUUUAGAGCUCAGUAUUCUUUAUUUUAUAAACACAACAAAGUGUAGUAACUUUUUUCCAGCAUACAGUAGGCACAUUCACGGUGAUACAGGAUGGCUUUUCUUUCUCUGGAGGGAGGAGCCCGUUCUCAGUAAAGAUGAGCAAACAUUUGGAAUUUACAUGUGGGCAGACACUGGGAUUACAGCUUUUCUUGCCUCUCUCUGGACCUUUGCAAUGUUGAGAGCAACUAAGGCUGCUUAACACAAGUUCUGAUCAUUAUAUAAGAAGGGAAAUGCCUGGCAGACACCAUGUAAGUUAGAAGUGUCUGUCUUAUCUUUACUACACAUAUUGUAACAAAUUCAAUAUCCUAGUCUUCAUUUGUAUGAAUGGUUUGUAUUGUAUAUAGUUUAACCAAGUGUUAUUUGAGCUGCUUAUUAAUAUUAAAUUGUACUUGUCUCUCUGCUUGUUAUUGGUUAAAAAGAAAAAAAAAGGGAUCUGAGGAAUCCAUUUAUUCAAUGUAGCUGUGAACUCCAUUAAAAAGACAAAUUUAAUGUACAAAGCAUUUAUUCAGCCCAAGUAUUGUUGAAAGCUAUACAUAUACCACAUUACACUGUCUGUAUUUAGAUAUUUUAUUUCUGGAAAAAAAGAAAUGUACAUAAAAAUAAAACACUUAAAGUUGAGUUUCAAUACGUAUUUGUGUAAGAUGGUGAUUUAAAUGGUUCUGACAAGAAGAAUGUGCUGGAAUACAGCCAUGGCUUUGCAUCUCAUGUCAUUGAAUUUGAGCAGAAUUAUCUAAAUUGCUAUUAGCUGCCCAGUCAAAACAACUUAAGAAUUUCGGUCUCAAGCCUAGAAAAUAAUUGUGGCAUACAACACUGCAUGCAUUUUUGGUUUUUUGUAAUGUUAGCUACUAUAGAAUACCAAGAAAGAAAAAAAUUACUAGUGAACAUAGGGAGAAUAUUGUUGGUGCCUAAAUUAAUUAUAAUGAGUAGACUUUCUCCCCUGUACAGUCAUUAUUUAGUAGGAGUAUUGAAGUGAAGGCCAUGUUUUCUCUUUAAAAGAAAAUCAAGCUGUCUUGAAGAUUGUGGCUGAAUUUUCCUGCAUUUGUUGAGGUGACAUCAUCCAACUGGAGAAAUUGGGACAUUAGAGGGCUCCGAGUCUCAAUCGCUUAUACCAGACGAGAUCAAAUUAUCUAUGUAGCAUUGUACAUGGACACUAAGCUUUAUUUUUAAAGUUGAUGUGCACAAUCCUAGAAAAAUAAACAGCUGAAGAAAUAUGCAAGAUCACUCAUUUUUAAGACCACUGAUUCGGUGUUGAAAUUUGAAGAAUAUCAAAAGUUAACCAAAGAUGCCAAAUUAAGAGCACUCAUCCCCUGUCCCCUUUCAGCACUCAUGCACUGUCCUCCUUCCCAUACUGCUCAGUCUGGACCUCUUUUUCAUAGAGAAAGCAACAGAAGGAUAACAGUGAAACAAAACCCACAACCCUAAAAGGAGAACUCGAUCGUUGCUCUGAGGAAAGAGUCUUCAUCUGUUAAUCAAACAUGCACGUGCAAGUGCCCAUCCCUCGGAACUUUCUGCCAUGUGCAAGCAGCCAUUUAUAUCAAUGUGUUAAUGAUCUGUUCAUGAAAUUUAGAGGCUAAUGUUAGAACAACUCUGGCAGAACAGGCAGUAAGAGUUUUGUGCAUUCCAAUUGUUGGACAUGAUUUUCACAAAUAAGUCUUAUCUUGUGCUUAUAUAUCACUACAACCACCGCAGAUUUGC